AUUUUUUUUGGGAGAAUAUUAGAAAAAUUUUGUUCUUUGGACGCUACAUAUACUGUGUAAAGGUUAGAACACUUGAUAGAACCCAAUUAAGGAGAUAAACACAUUCAAGUACAAAGUAAGUCAAGCCAAUUCGACAACAUGGGUGAUGAAGGAGGCGGCAUGAGACCUGGCGGCGAUUUGAAGUCAUUUUUAAUUGACUUUAUGAUGGGCGGCGUGUCGGCUGCCAUUGCCAAAACAGCGGUGGCACCCAUUGAGCGCGUCAAGCUGAUUCUUCAGGUGCAGGAGGUAUCGAAGCAGAUACCAACGGAUCAGCGCUAUAAGGGCAUCAUCGACUGCUUCGUUCGCAUACCGAGGGAGCAGGGCUUCUCCUCGCUGUGGCGCGGCAAUUUGGCCAAUGUUAUUCGAUACUUUCCCACACAGGCACUAAACUUUGCCUUCAAGGAUGUUUACAAAUCGAUAUUUUUGGGUGGCGUCGACAAAAAGAAGCAGUUCUGGCGUCAUUUUAUGGGCAACUUGGCAUCCGGCGGCGCUGCCGGUGCAACCUCUUUAUGCUUUGUCUAUCCACUCGACUUUGCGCGUACGCGUUUGGCGGCGGAUGUGGGCAAAGGCGGCCAGCGAGAGUUCAGCGGACUGAUCGACUGCCUCCGGAAGGUUGUCAAAUCGGAUGGACUGAUUGGCCUAUAUCGUGGCUUUAUUGUGUCGGUGCAGGGAAUUAUCAUCUAUCGAGCUGCUUACUUUGGAUUUUAUGAUACGUGUCGCGACCAUUUGCCAAAUCCAAAGAAUACACCGUUCUAUGUCAGUUGGGGCAUUGCCCAGGUGGUGACCACAAUUGCCGGCAUUGCGUCCUAUCCGUUCGACACGGUGCGGCGUCGCAUGAUGAUGCAGUCGGGCCUGAGGAAAUCGGAAAUGGUGUACAAGAAUACCGCCCACUGUUGGAUGGUAAUUGCGAAGCAGGAAGGCAUUCCCGCCUUCUUUAAGGGAGCCUUCUCAAACAUUAUUCGCGGCACGGGCGGCGCUCUUGUCCUGGCGAUCUAUGAUGAGCUUAAGAAAUAUGUAUAAAUAAGAAUUCAUUGCAGACAGACGGAGAGAAUCUCUGCUUGGUGCGCUGAAGUACACCAAUCAAAUUUAAAUAGACAGACUUAUCAGUGUCUGUUAUUGAUUUUGAUUUGUUUUUGACCAAUCGUAUUGAUGGGAACAUUUAGCUUAAUAAAUGAAUUUGCAUUUUUCUUA
Messenger RNA from Drosophila grimshawi, 1230 nucleotides. RefSeq names its product ADP,ATP carrier protein (gene Ant2). Lineage: Eukaryota; Metazoa; Arthropoda; Insecta; Diptera; Drosophilidae. The record is from RefSeq and is a predicted model, not a curated record. The transcript is spliced from 3 exons. Gene Ontology annotation, biological process: mitochondrial ATP transmembrane transport; mitochondrial ADP transmembrane transport. Gene Ontology annotation, cellular component: mitochondrial inner membrane. The coding region runs from base 139 to 1059 and encodes 306 amino acids. Gene Ontology annotation, molecular function: ATP:ADP antiporter activity.